Molecule: messenger RNA, 6075 nt
Organism: Melanotaenia boesemani (Boeseman's rainbowfish)
Lineage: Eukaryota; Metazoa; Chordata; Actinopteri; Atheriniformes; Melanotaeniidae
Product: myosin heavy chain, skeletal muscle, adult-like
Exons: 39
Coding region: 1-5823 (1940 amino acids)
Cellular component (GO): myosin complex
Molecular function (GO): ATP binding; actin filament binding; cytoskeletal motor activity
Source: RefSeq, a predicted model, not a curated record
AUGAUGUCAGGUGAUGCAGAGAUGGCAGAGUUUGGGGUGGCAGCUCCAUACCUCCGCAAAUCAGAGCGUGAAAGGAUCGCAGCCCAGAACAUGCCUUUCGAUGCCAAAACGGCCGUCUUCGUUCCUCACCCAAAGCAGGAGUACGUGAAAGGGAAAAUUAAAGGCCAAGAAGGCUCUGAGGUGACUGUGGAGACUGAAGAUGGAAAGAUCGUCACGGUGCACUCGGAUGACGUUCGUCCUAUGAACCCUCCUAAGUUUGACAAGAUUGAGGAUAUGUCCCUGCUGACCCAUCUCCAUGAACCUGCAGUGCUGUUUAAUCUCAAAGAGCGCUAUGCUGCCUGGAUGAUCUAUACUUACUCAGGACUCUUCUGUGUGACUGUGAAUCCUUACAAGUGGCUUCCAGUCUACAAUCCAGAGGUGGUGUUUGGGUACCGAGGAAAGAAACGCCAGGAGGCCCCUCCUCACAUCUUCUCCAUUUCAGACAACGCUUACCAGUUCAUGCUCACAGAUCGUGAAAACCAGUCCAUCCUGAUCACUGGAGAAUCAGGUGCUGGGAAGACGGUCAACACAAAGCGGGUCAUUCAGUACUUUGCGACAAUUGCAGCAAUGGGAGACUCCAGCAAGAAGGAGCAACUUGCUGGAAAAAUCCAGGGGACUCUGGAGGAUCAAAUCAUCCAGGCCAACCCUCUGCUGGAAGCUUUUGGGAAUGCCAAGACUGUUAGAAAUGACAACUCGUCUCGAUUUGGAAAAUUCAUUCGCAUCCACUUUGGAACCAAAGGGAAGUUGGCAUCAGCUGAUAUAGAAACGUACCUUCUGGAAAAGUCCAGAGUGACUUUUCAGCUUCUGGCUGAGAGGAGCUAUCACAUCUUCUAUCAGAUCUUGUCAAACAAGAAGCCCGAUUUAAUUGAGAUGCUCCUGAUCACCACUAACCCUUAUGAUUACUCAUUUAUCAGCCAGGGUGAAAUCACAGUGCUGAGUAUCAAUGAUGCUGAGGAGCUGAUGGCCACAGAUAGCGCUAUUGACAUCCUGGGGUUCAACAUGGAGGAAAAGCUCGGCAUCUACAAGCUGACAGGUGCAGUGAUGCACAACGGGAACAUGAAGUUCAAGCAGAAACAGCGUGAGGAGCAGGCAGAGCCUGAUGGGACUGAGGUGGCAGACAAAGUUGCCUAUCUGAUGGGGCUGAACUCUGCUGAUUUGCUGAAAGCACUGUGUUACCCUCGAGUGAAGGUUGGGAAUGAGUACGUCACCAAGGGUCAGACUCCACAGCAGGUGAACAACGCGGUGGGUGCCCUGUCGAAAGCGGUGUAUGAGAAGCUGUUUCUGUGGAUGGUGGCUCGGAUCAACCAACAGCUCGACACCAAACUUCCCAGGCAGCAUUUUAUUGGUGUCCUGGAUAUUGCAGGGUUCGAGAUAUUUGAGAUGAACAGCCUGGAGCAGCUGUGCAUCAACUUCACAAAUGAAAAACUGCAGCAGUUCUUCAACCACCACAUGUUUGUGCUGGAACAAGAAGAAUACAAAAAAGAAGGGAUUGUGUGGGAGUUUAUUGACUUUGGCAUGGACUUGGCAGCAUGUAUCGAGCUCAUUGAGAAGCCAAUGGGUAUUUUCUCCAUUCUUGAAGAGGAAUGUAUGUUCCCAAAGGCGACUGAUGGCUCCUUUAAAAACAAGCUCUACGACCAGCACCUGGGUAAAACCAGCAUCUUUCAGAAGCCCAAACUGUCCAAAGGAAAGGCGGAGUCUCACUUUUCACUGAUGCACUAUGCUGGAACUGUGGACUACAACAUCAGCGGCUGGCUGGAAAAAAACAAGGAUCCACUGAACGACACUGUGGUGCAACUUUACCAAAAAGCUUCCCUCAAACUGCUUUCACAGCUCUUUGCCACGUAUGCGUCUCAUGAUGCUGCGGAUGAAAGUAAGAGAACAUCCAAGAAAAAAGGAUCAUCCUUCCAGACUGUUUCUGCUCUUUUUAGGGAGAACCUGAACAAACUGAUGGCCAACCUCAGAUCCACACAUCCACACUUUGUAAGAUGCAUCAUACCAAAUGAGACCAAGACACCAGGAUCCAUGGAUCAUCAUCUGGUCCUCCACCAGCUGCGUUGUAAUGGUGUACUGGAAGGUAUCCGGAUCUGUAGGAAGGGAUUUCCCAGCAGGAUUCUUUAUGGAGAUUUCAGGCAGAGAUACAGGAUUCUAAAUGCCAGCGCGAUUCCUGAGGGGCAGUUUAUCGACAGCAAGAAGGCCUCAGAGAAAUUGUUGUCCUCCAUUGAUGUGGAUCACACCCAGUAUAGAUUUGGAUGCACAAAGGUGUUUUUCAAAGCCGGACUUUUGGGUCUUCUAGAGGAGAUGAGGGACGAGCGUCUGGUUGUGUUGAUGACACGAAUCCAAGCUGUGGCCAGAGGUUAUGUCACCAGGCUGAGGUUUAAGGAGAUGUUGAAGAAAAGAGAGUCCAUUUUCAUCAUCCAGUACAACAUCCGCUCAUUCAUGAAUGUGAAGAACUGGCCUUGGAUGAAGCUUUUCUUCAAGAUAAAGCCUCUGCUGCGAAGUGCAGAAGCUGAAAAGGAGAUCCAGAACAUGAAAGAGGAGUUCUCCCGACUCAAAGGAGAGUUUGCGAAGUCGGAAGCCAAGAGGAAGGAGCUGGAGGAGAAGAUGGUGGUGCUGGUCCAGGAGAAAAAUGACCUUUAUCUUCAAAUCCAGGCAGAGAGGGAGAACCUGUGUGAUGCUGAGGAGAGGUGCGAAGGCUUGAUAAAGAGCAAGAUCCACCUGGAAGCCAAAGUAAAAGAUAUCUCCGAAAGGUUGGAGGAGGAAGAGGAGAUCAACGCUGAAAUCACUGCAAAGAAGAGGAAGCUGGAGGAUGAGUGUUCAGAGCUGAAAAGAGACAUAGAUGACCUGGAGUUAACCAUCGCCAAAGUGGAGAAGGAGAAAUAUGCCACAGAAAAUAAAGUUAAAAACUUAAUGGAGGAGUUGACCACUCUUGAGGAAAACCUGUUGAAGUCUUCGAAGGAGAUCAAAUCUUUGCAGGAGGUGCACCGACAGACAUUAGAUGACCUCCAGGCCGAGGAGGACAAAGUAAAUUCUCUCAUGAAGAUAAAAACCAAGCUGGAGCAGCAGGUUGAUGAUCUGGAGGGAUCACUGGAGCAGGAGAAGAAGCUGCGUGCCGACAUGGAAAGAUCCAGAAGGAAGCUGGAGGGAGAUCUGAAGCUGUCCCAGGAAAGCAUCAUGGACAUGGAAAAUGAACGACAGCAGGCAGAAGAAAGACUGAAAAAAAAAGACUUUGAAAUCAGCAACCUUCAGUGUAAAAUUGAGGACGAGCAAGCCCUCAGCAACCAGAUACAGAAGAAGAGUAAAGAGCUUCAGGCUCGUGUCGAAAAGUUAGAAGAGGAAAUCGAUGCUGAGCGUGCUGUUCGGGCCAAAGUAGAGAAGCAGAGGUCGGAUCUGUCCAGAGAACUGGAGGAGAUCACUGAGAGGCUGGAGGAGGCCGGAGGAGCCACCGCCGCCCAGGCUGAGCUCAACAAAAAGCGAGAGGCCGAUUAUCAGAAGCUGCGCCAUGAUCUGGAAGAGGCCAUCCUGCAGCAUGAAUCUGUCACUGUCACUUUACGUAAGAAGCAGGCAGACAGCGUUGCAGAGCUCAGUGAGCAGAUAGAAAACCUGCAGAAGAUCAAGCAGAAACUAGAGAAAGAGAAGAGUGAGCUGAACAUGGAAAUCAAUGACAUGGUGAGCAAUGUGGAGAGCGUUCUUAAAAGCAAGGCCAAUCUCGAAAAAACGUGCAGGAACCUUGAAGAUCAUAUGAGUGAGCAUAAGACCAAAGCAGAGGAAGCCCAGAGGUCUCUUAGUGAUUACACCAGCCUCACUGCUCGUCUGCAAACUGAAAACGGUGAACUUGCACGACAGCUGGAAGAGAAAGAGAACGCUCUAUCCCUGAUGAGUAGAGUGAAAUCUGUGGGAAGCCAGCAAAUAGAGGAGCUGAAGAGACUUUUGGAUGAGGAAGUUAAGACCAAGAAUGCCCUGGCGCAUAGUUUGCAGUCGUCUCGUCAUGACUGUGAUCUGUUGAGGGAGCAAUACGAGGAGGAACAGGAAGCCAAAGACGAGCUGCAGCGCUGCCUGUCCAAGGCCAACAGCGACGUGGCUCAGUGGAGAACCAAAUACGAGACAGAUGCCAUCCAGCGCACCGAGGAGCUGGAGGAGGCCAAAAAGAGGCUGGCCCAGCGGCUGCAGGACUCUGAGGAGAUGACAGAGGCAGCAAAUGUCAAAUGUGCAUCACUAGAGAAGACCAAGCAGAAGCUGCAAACAGAGAUGGAGGAUCUGAUGGUGGAGCUGGAAAGGUCAAAUGCAGCCAAUGCCACUCUGGACAAGAAACAGAGGAACUUUGACAAGAUUUUGGCCGAAUGGAAACAGAAAUAUGAGGAAAGUCAGUCAGAACUCGAAACCUCCCAGAGAGAGUCCAGAGGGCUGAGCACAGAACUGUUUAAACUGAAAAACUCAUAUGAGGAAGCCCUGGAUCACCUUGAGAACACCAGAAGAGAAAAUAAAAAUCUUCAACAGGAUAUCACAGAUAUCUUUGAGCAAGCUGGACAAUCUGCUAAAAUUAUUAGUGAGCUGGAGAAAGCUGCAAAGCAAGCUGAGCAAGAGAAGAAAGACACCCAGGCAGCUCUGGAGGAAGUGGAGUCCUCUUUGGAGCAUGAGGAGGCAAAAAUUCUGCACCUUCAACUGGAGCUGAGCCAGAUCAAGUCAGAGGUAGACCGGAAGGUGUCAGACAAGGACGAAGAAAUCGACCUGCUCAAGAGGAACCAUCAGAGAACCGUAGACUCCCUGCAGAGCACGCUGGAUGCAGAGACACGCAGCAGAAACGACACAAUGAGGAUGAAGAAGAAGAUGGAAGGCGAUCUAAACGAGAUGGAGAUCCAGCUGGGUCAUGCUAACCGGCAGGCAGCCGAGGUGACCAAGCAGUUGAGAAACCUUCAAACUCAACUAAAGGAGACUCAGAUCCAUCUGAAUGAAGCCCUCCACUGUAAGGAGGACUUAAAGGAGGAGAUAGCUAUAGCAGAGCGCCGCAACAAUCUGAUGAUGUCUGAGAACGAGGAGGUCAAGGCGACUCUGGAGCAGUCGGAGAGAUGUCGGAAGCUCGUUGAGCAGGAACUGGUGGAGGUCAGCGAGAGGAUUCAGCUGCUGCACUCGCAAAACACAGGCCUCAUGAACUCUAAAAAGAAGACGGAGGCAGACUUGGCUCAGCUGCAGUCAGAAAUGGAGGAAACCAUCCAGGAGGCGAGGAACGCAGACGAGAAGGCCACGAAAGCCAUCACAGAUGCUGCCAUGAUGGGUGAGGAGCUGAAGAAAGAACAGGACACCAGUGCUCACUUGCAGAGGAUGAAGAAGAACAUGGAGGCCACUGUGAAAGACCUGCAGCAGCGCCUGGAUGAAGCCGAGCAGAUGGCUCUGAGGGGAGGAAGGAAGGAACUACAGAAACUAGAGAGCAGGGUUCGUGAGCUGGAAAAUGACCUGGAGGCUGAGCAGAAAAGCAGCGGCGAGGCCAUGAAAGGUGUGAGGAAAUAUGAGAGAAAAAUUAAAGAGCUCAUUUAUCAGUUUGAGGAGGAGAAGAAAAAUACAGCCAGGCUGCAGGAUCUGGUCAACAAACUGCAGCUUAAGGUGAAAGCAUACAAGCGGCAAUGCGAGGAGGCGGAAGAACACACAAGCAUCCAGAUGGCAAAAUUUCGUAAGGUGCAACAUGAACUGGAGGAAGCUGAGGAGCGAGCUGACAUCGCAGAGUCCCAGUUGAAUAAAUUAAGAGCAAGGAGUCGUGAUGUUGUUGGCAAAGGAGAACAGAAAUCUAUAUGAUGACAACUUUGUUACUGAGUUAAAUAUACUUUAAACUGUUUUCCUGUGUUCAGUCACAAGCUUUGCAGUGAUUAUUUUUUUCUCCUAGUUUAAAAGAAAAAAGUGUGAAAUUGUUUUAUUAGUUGAAGUAGAGUAGAAAAAACAUUGCUAUCUCUGAAAAAAUAUGUCCAGAUAACACAAAUAUAUGACACAAACCAGUGUUAGUUAUUAUGUGGCUCGUCAAGUUUUGAUAAGAUUUUUUUAUUUCAUGAA